CCGGAGCCGUAUGGGUAUUUUUUUUUCUUUUUCAGUCUCACACUCACAAUCAUCAUCAUUAUCAUCAUCAUCGUCACCAACAUCAUCAUCAUCACCAGCAGCACCAGCAGCAGCAGCAUCAGCAGCAGCAACAAAAGCAGCCAGAUUAACGCUGACGCAAACCAUCUUCCUGACUCUAAACACAUGGUGGAAAUCUGUGAGUGGAGGCGGAAAACACCGGGAUGCUUCAUGGGCGCUGAUUCCCGAUGACUUCCAUCUUCACAUGUUGUAUCUGAGAUGCACAGCAAACGGAGACUUGGGAGCGGAGUUAAUGCUGCAGGGUGCCGCAUUGCCUGGCCGCUUCUUUAGCGGUACGAUAGUGUAGUGUAGAUUAAUGUCGCGUUUUAAUGGUGAUCGCUGAUCCCCCCCCCAUCUUUUAAGUGGCUGUUCAAGAGCGAAGGGUUUUUUGUCUGAAGUCGGAUACAAAUACAGAUCCUUUAGGGUAGAUAUGCGUUUUGGACCACGAUCGAUAAAAAUGACCGGAUGAAUGUACAGCAAAUUCGUGCUUUAUCUUUCUUUCUUUCUUUCUUUCUUUCUUUCUUUCUUUCUUUCUUUCUUUCUUAAACCACAAAGGCAUCCUCUUUACCAGUGACAGUCAGGUUUGGGAGAAGUAACCUACACGAAGAGAGUGCGUGUGUGUGUGUGUGUGUGUGUGUGUGUGUGGGAUCUCAGGACGGGUUCGUCACUAAAGUGGUGUUUUAUUUAGGACGCAGCAACAAAUUCUAGGAUAGCACUUCUUUUUUCCCUUCGUGUCGGUAAGUGUGCUGGCGCGAUGACUCAUUUACAGGCGGGUUUAUCCGCCGAGACGCUGGAGAAGGCCAAGGCGGAGCUGAAGGAGAACCCUGACACCUUGCACCAGGACAUCCAGGAGGUGCGGGACAUGAUCAUUACGCGGCCCGACAUCGGCUUCCUGCGCACGGACGACGCCUUUAUUCUUCGUUUCCUGCGCGCCCGCAAGUUCAACCACUUCGAGGCGUUCCGUCUGCUCGCCCAGUACUUCGAAUACCGGCAGCAGAACCUGGACAUGUUCAAGAACCUGAAGGCCACAGAGCCUGGCAUCAAACAGGCCCUCAAGGACGGUUUCCCUGGGGUGCUGUCUAACCUGGACCGACACGGCAGGAAGAUUCUGGUCCUCUUCGCUGCCAACUGGGAUCAGAGCAGGUACACCUUUGUGGAUAUACUGCGAGCCAUUUUGUUGUCGCUGGAGGCCAUGAUUGAAGACCCAGAGCUCCAAGUGAAUGGAUUUGUGUUGAUCAUCGACUGGAGUAAUUUCACAUUUAAGCAAGCUUCUAAACUCACUCCAAGCAUGCUGAGAUUGGCCAUCGAGGGAUUACAGGACAGCUUCCCAGCCAGGUUCGGAGGCAUUCAUUUUGUCAACCAGCCGUGGUACAUCCACGCUCUGUACACGGUUAUUCGACCCUUCCUGAAGGACAAAACAAGAAAAAGGAUCUUUAUGCAUGGGAACAAUCUGAAUAGUCUGCACCAGCUGAUCGUGCCAGAGAUUCUGCCCUCUGAGUUGGGUGGCAUGAUGCCCCCCUAUGACAUGGGCACGUGGGCCAGGACUCUGCUUGACCACGCCUAUGAUGAGGAGACUGACUACUGCCCUGAGUCCUAUACCCUUUCUGUUAAAGACCUGGAGAAAGAUCUGUCCCCGAAAAGCAUGAAACGGUCCCAGUCUGUUGUGGAGCCUGGAGUUCUUAAACGGCCAGAAAAGAUCAAAAGCGAAGAGGAGAACAUGCAGCCACUUCUUUCACUGGACUAAAAGGCUUUUUUUUCUUAGCAAUGAGCAAACAUCAAGGCCUGGAC
Tachysurus vachellii is the source of this 1845-nucleotide messenger RNA. It is a transcript of the gene clvs2, whose product is annotated as clavesin 2. Gene Ontology annotation, molecular function: phosphatidylinositol bisphosphate binding. Gene Ontology annotation, cellular component: membrane. The record is from RefSeq and is a predicted model, not a curated record. NCBI's taxonomy places the organism in Eukaryota, Metazoa, Chordata, Actinopteri, Siluriformes, Bagridae. The transcript is spliced from 5 exons. Bases 812 to 1801 code for a protein of 329 amino acids.